CCGGUUCACUGUAAUAAACCAUGCAAAUGACUAUUCACAGGAAAGCUCCCUAAAAGGAGCGUUCGUUCGCUUUACUCUCCCUAUAAAAAGACACUUGUUUUCUCAUUACCACAAGACUCUUUCACCGAUCUUCUCAAAAUGAAAAAGGGUUUGAAACCCGACCCUAACCCGGUGGAGAGCAAUGGGAAAGAGUCUCGUUACCGAGGCGUGAGGAAACGUCCAUGGGGAAGAUUCGCGGCGGAGAUCCGAGACCCGGUCAAGAGAACUCGGGUCUGGCUCGGAACAUUCGACACGGCUCAGCAGGCGGCGCGUGCCUACGACGCUGCAGCUCGAGAGUUUCGCGGCGCUAAGGCCAAGACCAACUUUCCGCCGACGUUUCUUGAGCUUAACGCGAAUAAAGACGGUGGGUUCGCUCGUAGUCCUAGUCAGAGUAGUACCGUCGACUCCGCCUCUCCCACCGCGGCUCGACUAGCUACACUUCCGCAUCUCGAGCUCAGCUUAGGAGGUGGUGGCGGCGGUGCGUGGUAUCAGGUUCCCGUAGCGCGUCCUGUUUACUUCUAUAAUAGCAUGAAAGCGUUUCCACCGGCUGGUACGUGUGGAGGUGAGAAGAAACCUCAGCCGUUAAAUCUGGAUCUUACCUUAGCUCCACCGACGGCGGAAUAGGCCGUAAGGUCCUCCUAGUAUCUUUUUUCUAUCUAAGAAAAUAUAUUAUCCAUAUUCUGAGAAGAAAAAUCGAGAUAGUAGUUAAUUAAUAAACUGACAUGGGAAAGUCGUUAUGUAUAUAUUAUCAACGCAUAACAUAAGAUAUGAACUUUUGUUAUGAUC
Messenger RNA from Raphanus sativus (radish), 825 nucleotides. RefSeq names its product ethylene-responsive transcription factor 4. Gene Ontology annotation, biological process: regulation of DNA-templated transcription. NCBI's taxonomy places the organism in Eukaryota, Viridiplantae, Streptophyta, Magnoliopsida, Brassicales, Brassicaceae. The transcript has a single exon. Gene Ontology annotation, molecular function: DNA binding; DNA-binding transcription factor activity. The record is from RefSeq and is a predicted model, not a curated record. Bases 139 to 663 code for a protein of 174 amino acids.